AUGGAACGUCUAAACUCUAUUGAAUCAAGCUUACCACCAGAACAGCCCCCAACAAAGCAAGCUAUCCGUAGACUUGAAAGUGAUUUAUCUCAAGAAUUUAAAAUUGCAGCGAAUGCAGUGACCAAGUUAUAUAGAAUUGCGAAUGAAAGAAACUCAUUGUUAAAACACUCUGGAUAUAUUGACUGUAUCGAUGAUUUGACCAAAUAUUUACAAGAUAAUGAGGAUAAUGUGAGUAUACAUGAUAUUAAAUUAUGGUUAUUGAAACAACGUAAUGAAAUACUUUCUGAAAAUGGUACUAAUGCCAAUAGUACUUCAAAUUCCAAUACAAUUUUGAACAACAAUACCAAUAAUAGCGCUAAUAAUAGUUCUGGAUAUAAUUUUAAUUUCAAGAAUUCUUCUACUGGCUCCAACAUAGAACGUGAAAAGACAACAAAUCAUCACAAUUCUGUUCAAUCUCCAAAGUUUAUUCUAUCGAUGCCACCAUUAAGUGUAGAACACACGGGUGCUAUUCCAAAUAAUAUCAAAUCUAAGAAACGUUGGAAUAGAAGACCUACAAGAAUAGAUAAUGAACAAUUUACCAACACAAACACCAAUCUGCCAUCAACAAUUGUCUCUACAGAAUCACACAAUAAUCAUGUUCCAUCUACCAAUAACAAUAACAAUGAUACUGAAGACGAUGACACUCUACACAUUAAUAAGAGAACUAAAUAUUAUUCCGAAGACAAGUCUAGAAAAGAUCCCUCUUAA
This is a messenger RNA of Henningerozyma blattae CBS 6284, 747 nucleotides long. RefSeq lists its product as uncharacterized. Lineage: Eukaryota; Fungi; Ascomycota; Saccharomycetes; Saccharomycetales; Saccharomycetaceae. The transcript has a single exon. The record is from RefSeq and is a predicted model, not a curated record. The coding region runs from base 1 to 747 and encodes 248 amino acids.